Molecule: messenger RNA, 3045 nt
Organism: Cryptococcus amylolentus CBS 6039
Lineage: Eukaryota; Fungi; Basidiomycota; Tremellomycetes; Tremellales; Cryptococcaceae
Exons: 12
Coding region: 81-2732 (883 amino acids)
Biological process (GO): glucan catabolic process
Cellular component (GO): cell surface; extracellular region
Molecular function (GO): beta-glucosidase activity
Source: RefSeq, a predicted model, not a curated record
AUUUUUCUCUUGCAUCUCUCCUCCUCUCCAUACCCCAUACGCCCUAUAAUACUCCAGUCCGCCAGGAUACAGGACGAAGCAUGUCACGCCUCGUUUCCCAGCGCCAGAGCUUUUCCCCGAGGCUCACGGCGCCCUCGUACGGCCCCUACUCUGCGGACGAUCCGUUCGCGUCGAGCAGCAGCCAGUUCUCCUCGCCUCGCGCCUCUCCUCGCCCGUCCGACUAUGUUGAGCGACCGCAGCGGGCCCAGCGGGCGUACCAAUCGGGCUCGGAGAUGCGCAACCUGACGGCGGUAAGUCACCUCUUCUCAGGUCACUCGCGUGCCUCCGACUGCAAUUGUUGUUUGGCUCGUGCCUUGCGGAGGGUGUUGCGGAUCAAAAAUCUCGAGAAGAGAUCUCUCGCCACGCCCCUUUCUCUUCCACGCACAAUACAGCUAUAUAAUAGACAAUCCCCCGCUGACACCCCCCAGCCCCCUAGCAGACGCGCCCCUGCAGCCCCCUGGAAAUCACGCGUCCCCCGCUCAGAGAGCAGCGACAUCUUCCUCCCCACCAUGGCCUACACCCCUCCUCACUUGGACCCGUCCAUACCGCCCAGCAGGGACAAUGGCUACGUCGAGACAGACAGCAUAUUCAGCGGUCGAAGCCAUUUCGACUCGUCUGCCAAAUUUGGUGCCCCCGUCGGCGCCUCGACGCCAAAUCCGUACGCGCACGGACCGACGACCGGCGCUCUGGGAUAUGAGCCUAUGGGAUUCAGCCAAGAAAAGCCUGUCAAGGGAGAAAGGUCCUGCAUCCCGACCAAUCCCACCAAACGCAGACUCCUCUUUUUCGGCGUACCGCUUUUGCUCGUUAUCGUAGCGGCGGUUGUCGUCGGGGCUGUGGUAGGGACGCAGAAAAACAAGUCAAGCAGUUCUUCUUCGGGUGGAUCUUCGGGUUUUUCGGACAGCUCUGGGAGCGGAAGUGAUAACAGUGGAAGCGGUAACUCAGAUGGAAGCAGCUCGCAGGAUACUUGGAGCUCAUACAUCACGACUGGAUCUGGUGGCGAUGGAUCUACCGCCACUUCUGAUCUUGGCAACGAGUUCACAUAUACCAAUCAAUACGGUGGCACAUGGUCUCAAAACCCGUACGAACCAUAUUCUGUCUCUGGUCAAGCUCAGAGUUUCAGUCCGAGUCUUUUAGAGGAUUGGAAAUGGGGCGAGCACGUGGUCAGAGGCGUCAACCUCGGUGGCUGGCUGGUCACGGAGCCCUUCAUUGUCCCCGGUCUCUACGAGCGAUACCAGAACACCACCCCCAAAGCUAUCGACGAAUACACUCUUUCCCAGGCUAUGGGCGAUAAUCUGGCCACCGAGAUGGAAGAGCACUACAAAACUUUCAUCACCGAGGAAGACUUUGCUUUGAUCGCUGGUGCUGGUCUCAACUAUGUCCGCAUCGCGCUUGGCUAUUGGGCUGUGGAGACUAUCGAUGGCGAACCAUACCUUCCCAAAGUGUCCUGGACCUACUUUGUCAAAGCCAUCGGCUGGGCUCGAAAGUACGGACUCCGUAUCUUGGUCGACUUUCACUCUCUCCCUGGUUCUCAAAAUGGUUGGAACCACUCUGGUAAAGGUGGUUCUGUAAACUUCUUGUACGGUGUUAUGGGUAUCGCCAAUGCCCAGCGAUCGCUUGAGACUGUGCGAUCUAUCACAGAGUAUAUCUCGCAGGAUGGUAUCAAGGAGGUUGUGACUAUGAUUGGACUUGUGAAUGAGGUCCAAGGAUACGUGGUUGGGCAAGACGUACUGGCUGCCUACUACUACCAAGCAUACGAGCUUAUUAGGGGAAUCACCGGCUAUGGUGCUGGAAACGGUCCCAUUGUCCUCAUUCAUGAAGCCUUCAGUGGUGUUGCCGCCUGGUCAGGAUUCUUGUCUGGUGCUGAUCGACUCGGCCUCGACCAACAUCCCUACCUCGCCUUCGCCACCCAGACUACUGACAACCACACUGUCCAAGCCAAGACUGUUUGUGGCUGGGGUGGUGGUACCAACGACUCUUCUACGCAGUUCGGUAUCACCAUCGGCGGAGAAUGGUCAAACGCCAUCAACGACUGCGGCCACUGGCUCGACGGCGUCGACUCCACACCCCAAUACGAAUCCACCGGUACCGGCAACUGCACUUUCUGGGAAGAAUGGUUUAACUGGUCCGACGCUACCAAGGAAAGUGUCAAGGAAUACACCAUGGCCAACAUGGAUGCGCUCCAGAACCACUUUUUCUGGACGUGGAAGAUUGGCAACAGUACCGAGAAGGGAUACGCAACGAGUCCGAUGUGGCAUUACAAGCUUGGCUUGGAGCAGGGGUGGAUUCCGAAGGAUCCCAGGGUUGCUGGAGGGUACUGUAAGGGGAUUGGCAUUGGCGGUAAUCAGUUCGAGGGCACUUACCCAUCAUCCGCUAUCGGCAGUUUUGCCUCCACUGCCACGCCCACCAUCGCCGCUGCUGAAAUCGCCUCACACUCCGCCUGGCCCCCGACUGCUCUCGGUCCCUCGCCUUCAUACUCUGCCGCUCAAAUCUCGCUCUUCCCGACACUGACGCAGACGGGCACGAGGAAUGUGUUGGCGACGGCGACGCAUCCUGCGAAUGCGACGAUCGGCGGUGGAUGGGUGAAUUCAGCUGAUACCACUGGGGCGUGGGUGAGAGUGAAGGGGUGUGAUUAUCCCGAUGAGUACGACGCGACAGCUGCAAGCGUUCCUACAGCUGUGUGUACUGGAAGCUGAACAAUAUAAGAAAGACAAGAAGGGCGGUUGCGAACGUUGUGGGACUUGUGGGACAUUGGUAUAUCUUUUUCGCUCAUCUGGGUUUUUGAUCUUAUGAUUACGACUUUGUUCAUUUCAUUCUCUAUUUCUACUUCUAUCUGGACGGUUUUGACGGACUAUUGCGUAUACAGAGUAUAUACUGGAUGACAUCAACGCCUUGAAUAUACAACUCAUGGUUACAGCGCAAGCGACAAAGACCAUGGGCGGCGUCACGUCAGCAUGACCGCGGGGUUCCAUGAAUCUCUUCUGCAAUCUCUUGUUUUGAUUCAAGAUA